UCCUUCAAGUUAGCACCGACCCAAACAAGCAGGAAACAGGAAAUGUUCACGUUUCAGGGAGGCUGCAGCCCGGCGCAGCAUCCUGAGCUCGCCGCCGAGGCGAAUGGACAUGCAGGCUCCCCGCGCAGCCCUGGUCUUCGCCCUGGUGAUCGCGCUCGUUCCCGUCGGCCGGGGUGAUCAUGAGGAAUUAGAACUCUCAGGAGAUACAGCUGAGGCAUCAGAAAUAUCAAAUGAAGAGACUGUUCUACAUGCUGCAGUGACCACCACAGAAACAUUAACAGCAAAUAUAAAUUCUACCGACAUUUCCCCAGACGAAAAUCAGUUAGAGUUUACACUAAUGGUGUUGAUCCCAUUGAUUUUAUUGGUCUUCUUACUUUUAUCCGUGGUAUUCUUUGCAACAUGCUAUAAAAGAAAAAGAACUAAACAAGAACCUUCUAGCCAAGGAUCUCAGAGUGCUUUACAGACAUAUGAACUGGGAAGUGAAAACCUGAAAGUGCCUAUUUUUGAGGAAGAUACACCCUCUGUUAUGGAAAUUGAAAUGGAAGAGCUUGAUAAAUGGAUGAACAGCAUGAAUAGAAAUGCUGACUAUGAAUGUUUACCUACCUUGAAGGAAGAAAAGGAAUCAAAUCACAACCCAAGUGACAAUGAAUCCUAAACCUGAAUGGCUCUCAUGUUUCCCAAGAGAAGCAGCCCCUGAAUGAGUCUGCUGAGCCUGCCAGAGGAUGAAGAGGAUACGAAUUUAAUUAAUUUCAAAUCAACAUAGAUACAAGAACCUUUUGCUGUUUCUUCCAACGCCCACUCUUCCUAAUGAUGGCAUCACUUGCACUUGGAAGAAUGUGCAAUUGAGAACUACUAGGAGAAGGCCUGGCUGCCAUCCAUCGCUGCCUCCGAGGGUGGAGAAGGAGGCGGGUGAUGUGCUCACUUCUGAUCAAUGGGUGUUGCCUCCUCUCAGCCUAUUGAUUCUAGCUCACUGUUCUCACUCUGGUCAUGCUAAGUCUUAUUCUAACUCACUGCUCUCACUCUGGUCAUGCUAAGUCUUCUUCUAGGUCACUGCUCGCACUCUGGUCAUGCCAAGUCUUUGUCACCUUUCUGCUGCAUUCCUUAGGGCCUAAAGCAGGAACUUGUUUUAUCGAUGGUUUCCUUUUGGGUCACUAACCAGCUUUGGAUAAUUUCCUCUGAUUAGUCAAGUCCUCAGACAGGUAAACUACAUUCAGCAGGAACUUUUCUUAAGGAGUGUUAUGUCAUGGAAAAGUCACCAAACACAGCAAGUGUUUUAAUGGAUACACCAUUAAAUGGCAGUCAGUAAGCUCUGCCUUCGAAGAAGACACAGUGAGAGGGUCCACAGUCCUGAUGAGAUGGCGUUUGGUAACUUGUAGAUGCUGACAUGGCCAGGUCCGGUCACCUUUGGGAACGUCUCAGAGAAACUGGGAAUCUUCAGCGAAAGAACUAAUGUUCUCCUCAGCUGAAAUUCCCUUGCUUGUCAGCAUUUCUGCAAAGCUCACACUUGUUUCACCGUACCUCCCUUGUAUGUGCAGGUGGGGGUCAUCUGUCAGCCUCUAUGUUUCAGAGAUCCUUAAGGUGGUUUGAAACAAACAGAAGAGGAGCAGGAAAUAUCUGUGCCUGUGGUGGAUAUCACUCAUCAUGCUUAGCAUUCUCUCCUGCCAAGCUGGGACAAGCCUCAUGUCCUAACACAGCACUCCAGGACGUCUCUAUCAGUCCAUCAGAGAUGACGUUCUCUGUGAUAUUUUUAACAUCCUUGUGCUAAAAGCAAUGGCACAAAAUGGAAAAGGGUCCAUUGACCACACCUACUCGAAUGAAAUUGAUCUGCAUUUAUUCCUUAAUUGUCUAAAUCUGACUUUAAAGCAAUCUAGCAAAUUGAGAGUCUUCAGCUGUCCUUGGAUGCCUGAUAUUUUAUUCCAAGAAAGAGACAAAGAAGGAAAAAUUUAUUUAUUUUACUACCUACAUAUGAACUGAGGGGAGUUGGGGUUACCCAAACAUUUGCUGCUCAAUCUUGUGUCUUGUGCUUGAAAGUCUGCCCUAAUGCAUAACAAAAACUACUCCUUUUCUAUCUUUUAGGAUCCCUUUAACAAGUAUUUGCCUUCUGAACUACAUGGAUAAUUUCAAAGGCAGAGUUCCAGACCAGAGAGGUCUUUCCAUACAAUGAAAGCUAUAACUAGCUGGUUGUGUUUAACCACUGCUAUCACGCUAUCCUGGGACUACAUAGAGCUUUGACAAAAGACAGACUUCACGGUCCAUAACUUCAACAGAUUUGUCUGUCAUAGUCUCACCAGCACAUCUGAAUGAGGCUUUGUGUUUUCCUUGCUCUCUUGCAUGUUCAUUUUCAACUCACGGCCCACAGUGAGUCUCAGAUAUUUAUGCCAAAACUGCAUACAAUUUUUUUUCUGAAUCGUAACUUGUCUAUUUUUCUGCCUGUAUGUGCUGCUUUCGGUUGGUUCUCAUCAACAUUUUGACUCCCAGGAGAGCCACCAUUUCCUUCUUUUUCUCUUUAGGUAUCUAAGAUCUUUGAACACUUGGCCCUUUACAUUUGAUCCAACUCUAUCAAAUAAUGAACUUUUAGAAGUUCAGAGAAGUAUCUGGGGUCCUGGAAUCUCAGGUUGAUGAAGCCAUAUUUUAUAAUAUGAUAAAUAUAUUCUCAUUCAGUAUUUUAAAUAAUUUCAAAUUCUAGAAGAAGAAACUUUCAGCAACACGUCAUUGAGUUUUUAUCUGAUAAAGCUAUAAUUACGCAGUGUACAAAGCGCUUUUUAAAAACAUAGUUUAUUCUGUCAAGGUAUAUGAAGUUAGUAUAUGGCCAGAACAGUCAAGCCUCAAUUCUUGUACCUUGUGCCUUUUUAUUACUGUUCAAUCAAUAGACACCAUAUGUUUACGACAAUUUCAAGAAUUGUUUUUAAACCCAAACUUAAUUUUAUGUUUCAGACUAUUGUUAGUAUAAAAACAAAAGCUCACUAAUUUGCCCUAAUUGGAUAGCCAAUCAGAACAAAAUCUGACUUUAGAAUAUGUAAAAUAUAUGUAAGUUUGAUUGCAUUUUUGUACAUUUUAGGCAAAAUAGGUUAACAACAUUGCCUGGUCAAACUUCUCAGGAAACUCGUUUUAAUAAAUAUGUAAAAAUACCCA
Molecule: messenger RNA, 3132 nt
Organism: Saimiri boliviensis boliviensis (Bolivian squirrel monkey)
Lineage: Eukaryota; Metazoa; Chordata; Mammalia; Primates; Cebidae
Gene: TMEM154
Product: transmembrane protein 154
Source: RefSeq, a predicted model, not a curated record